AUGCAUGGCUUCUGGGCGGCAGGUCAGUUUGACGAUGACGAGGUUCUACGCACACUGGGGGCCUCAGCCCUCGACGUGUUCCAGUCAAGGAAGUUGCUCCACGAGCAGGGGAUUUGGACUGACGAGUCGAACGUGCCGCCGGUGCCGACUGACCUUGCACAGGAACCUCUCGUAAAUGAUGCUUGUCAGGGCUACUCCGACCAAGUGGAGAUAGCGAUGGAUCUACUCACGACAGGGCCAGGGGUUGCGCCGACACACAUUGAAGAAGACGAAAGUGGUGCAGUGCCCGGACGAUGCCGCAGACCAGAUGGAGGGGUGAAGCACAUGGACAGGGUCCACAUACCAAGAGGUUCGAUAUGA
Symbiodinium sp. CCMP2592 is the source of this 360-nucleotide messenger RNA. The record is from the annotation of a GenBank genome assembly. NCBI's taxonomy places the organism in Eukaryota, Dinophyceae, Suessiales, Symbiodiniaceae.